UAUUCGUACCUUUUGCAUUGUUUGUCUAUUUAUAUAAUCGUAUGAACUAAUAUUGUUGUUAUCAUAAUACUCCAAAUAAUGGCCGCGAAAGUAUAUCAAUCAGAUCAAGAAUUGGAAACAAGAGUUAAAAAAGCAACUGAACGCAUAUCCGAGAACAUGCACAUAGUUGCAAAUGAACCGUCUCUUGCAUUUUAUAGACUUCAAGAGCACGUAAGAAAGGCAUUGCCACCUAUGGUGGAGAAACGGGUGGAAGUAUUGGCUCUUCAACAACAACUUUUAGGUAGAUGUUAUGAUGUGGAGUAUGCUGUUAGCGCUAUUAAAACCAUGCACGGUGCUGGAAAAAGUUUUGAAAAUACUUUGGAAUUCAUAAAAAAUGCCAUAUUCUUUAAACAACAAUUAAAGUAUGAGGAACAACGUAGACAUAAAAAAGACAGUAACAGAGAUUCGGUGUACAAAAGAUUAUCUGCACACAUUCCAACCUUGGAUCACUUGCCAGAUGAAAUAUCUGAUGUUGUAAGAGAAACUGCUAACAGAGUAGAAUCUAUGAUGAACCAUGCAAGGCACUCCAGUGAAACACAAAAAUCAAAUUAA
Molecule: messenger RNA, 591 nt
Organism: Dufourea novaeangliae
Lineage: Eukaryota; Metazoa; Arthropoda; Insecta; Hymenoptera; Halictidae
Product: protein MEF2BNB homolog
Exons: 2
Coding region: 79-591 (170 amino acids)
Cellular component (GO): BORC complex
Source: RefSeq, a predicted model, not a curated record